CAGGCUUUUCCGGCCCGAGUGGAAUUCCUACCGCACUUUGCUUGGCCUCGCUUCCUCCGUGUGCAAUGGCUCCGGACUCAGGUCCCUCUCCCGAAGGGCCGCUCUUAAAGCUGCUACCGUUAGACGCCAGGGACCGGGGCACGCAGCGCUGUCGCCUGGGCCCGAGCGCCCUCCGCGCUUUGGGCGCGCACUUGGGCUCGGCGGUGAAGAUCUCGCUGCCUGACGGCGGCUCCUGCCUCUGUACCGCCUGGCCGCGGCGGGACGGAGCGGACGGCUUUGUGCAACUGGACCCGCAGUGCGCGAGCCGCGGGGCGGCGGUGGGGGCGCCGGGGUCCCGGGGGAGUCUCAGCCUGAGCUGCCUCCGCCUGGUGCCCUGCCCGCCCCUUCAGCGCCUCACCGUGUGGCCGGUGUUGCGCGAGCGGGCGGGGGCGCCCGGUGCCCCGAAUCCAGCCGCGGUGCUGGAGGCGGCGCAGGAGCUGCUGAGGAACCGACCGGUCUCCCGGGGCCACGUGGUGGCCGCUCCGCCGGGCGCCCCCGGCCCGGUGGCCGCCCUGCACAUCGUCAGCGGGACGCCCAGCCCGGAGCCGGCCGGGCUGGUCACCCCUCGCACCCGUAUCGGUCUCGGCGAGGAGCCUCCGGCAGAGGCGGAGCCGCAGCCCGAGGUGCCCUUGGGGGGCCUUUCGGAGGCGGCCGACUCGCUGCGGGAGCUCCUCCGCCUGCCGCUCCGCUACCCGCGCGCCGUGGCCGCGCUGGGGCUCGCAGUGCCGCGCGGGGUGCUGCUGGCGGGCCCCCCCGGAGUGGGCAAGACCCAGCUGGUGCGGGCCGUGGUCCGGGAGGCGGGCGCCGAGCUGCUGGCCGUGAGCGCCCCCGCGCUGCAGGGCGCCCGGCCCGGCGAGACCGAGGAGAACGUGCGGCGGGUCUUCCAGCGCGCCCGGGAGCUGGCCAGCCGCGGGCCCACCCUCCUCUUCCUGGACGAGGUCGACGCCCUGUGUCCCCGGCGGGGCGGCCCACACCGAGCCCCCGAGAGCCGCGUGGUGGCCCAGGUGUUGACGCUGCUAGACGGCAUCGGUGGAGACCGCGAGGUGGUGGUGGUGGGAUCCACCAACCGGCCGGAUGCGCUUGACCCAGCGCUGCGCAGACCUGGGAGAUUUGACCGAGAGGUUGUCAUUGGGACUCCCACACUUAAACAAAGAAAGGAGAUUCUACAAGUGAUUACCUCGAAGAUGCCCAUCUCCAGUCAAGUCAAUUUGAGCCUCCUUGCAGAAAUGACAGUUGGCUAUGUUGGCGCUGACCUGACCGCACUCUGUAGGGAGGCUGCCGUGCACGCUCUGCUUCAUAGUGAGAAGAAUCAGGACAAUCCGAUGAUUGAUGAAACAGACUUUUUUGACGCUUUUAAAAAGAUUCAACCUUCAUCAUUUCGAAGUGUCAUUGGACUAAUGGACAUAAAGCCUGUUGGCUGGGAGCAGAUUGGUGGCCUUGAAGAUGUAAAACUGAAGUUAAAACAGAGCAUUGAAUGGCCUCUGAAGUUCCCUCGGGAAUUUGUUAGGCUGGGCCUGACACAACCAAAGGGAGUUCUCCUGUAUGGUCCCCCUGGAUGUGCUAAAACCACCCUGGUGAGGGCCCUGGCCACAAGCUGUCAUUGCUCUUUUGUUUCAGUGAGCGGAGCUGAUCUCUUUUCACCUUUUGUUGGAGAUUCAGAAAAAGUCUUGUCUCAGGUAUUUCGACAAGCAAGAGCAAAUACUCCAGCAAUUGUGUUUUUGGAUGAAAUUGAUUCAAUCUUGGGCUCUCGAUCAAUCAGCAAAACAGGAUAUGAUGUUCAAGAGCGUCUUCUUUCUGUUCUCCUGAACGAAUUAGAUGGUGUUGGACUGAAGACGGUAGAGAGAAGAGGAAGUACAUCAGAUCAACAGGGUAAAUACAAGGAGCUGAAAAAAAAUGAAGAGUUAGAGUUACAAGAAGUUUUUAAUCAAAAUGUCAUGAUUGUUGCGGCAACAAAUAGACCUGACGUGUUAGAUGAUGCCUUGUUACGGCCUGGAAGAUUAGAUAAGAUUAUUUAUAUUCCGCCUCCAGAUGAAAAGGGCAGGCUUUCUAUUUUGAAAGUCUGUACAAAAAAUAUGCCAAUAGAGCCUGAUGUUUCCUUAGAAAACCUAGCAGCAGAAACCUGUUUUUUCUCUGGAGCUGAUCUUGGAAACCUCUGUAGAGAAGCUGCCUUGCUGGCUCUGCAAGAAAAUGGACUAGAAGCAACCACAGUGAAACAAGAGCACUUUCUAAAAUCACUUAAGACUGUAAAACCAUCCUUAAGUCACAAGGAUUUAACUUUAUAUAAAAACUUAUUUCAGAAACAAGGAUUUUCUAACUUAGAGGAUAUUUAAAAAUUACUUUACACAGCUGCUCAAGGAUUAAUUGAAAUGUGAAUUUGCGCUUCAGUUUGUGACUUCACACUUUGAGAGUUUGUGUGUGUGUUAUUUCCUGUAAAUAAAAAACUUGUGCCUGAUAAGCUAAGAUUUAUCUUAUUUCUAAAAGAUAUAUUAAAAUACCAUAAUUUAGGAAGAAAAUGUAUGUAUGUGUGUUGAUUUUGUAAUGGGGGUGGUGGUGAUUUUGUUUUGUUUUGACUGAUUGCUUUUUUUAACUUUAUUUUGAAAUAAUUUCAUACUUACAGAAAAGUUGCAAGAAUAGUACAAAGAACUCAUAUACUCUUAACCCGGAUUCACCAGUUUUUUACAUUUUGCCAUAUUUGCUUUCACUCUUUCUUUCUCUCUCCACACACAUGCAGUAUUUUUCUGAACUAUUUAAGAAUAGCUUUUAUACACCAUGCCCCUUUAUCUCCUUAAUACUUCAGUGUAUAUUUCUUACAAAUAAGGUUAUUUUCUUAUAUGACCACUGUGCAGUUAUCAACUGCAGGAAAUUUAACAUUGAUCCUAUAUUCUAAUCUGUCAUCCAAUGAAUUUCAUCCAUUGUUCCAAUAGUAAUUUUUUUCCCAUUAGAGGCAGACUUAGUAUUUUAUGGAACAAUUGGCUCCUGAUUUGUGUUUGUCUGGUGUCUCAUCGUGACAGAUACAGGUUAUGCAUCACCAGUGGAGCGCUACAGAAGUGCCGUCACGUCCUCAGAUCGCAGCUGGCGGUGCGUGACAUCUGCACAUUAUUGGUGACGUUAGUUUUGAUCACUUGUUUAUGGUAUUGUCCAGUUUCUCCACUGUAUAGCUACUAUUUUUCCUUUUGUAAUUGU
Molecule: messenger RNA, 3222 nt
Organism: Diceros bicornis minor
Lineage: Eukaryota; Metazoa; Chordata; Mammalia; Perissodactyla; Rhinocerotidae
Gene: AFG2B
Product: AFG2 AAA ATPase homolog B
Exons: 8
Coding region: 66-2369 (767 amino acids)
Molecular function (GO): ATP binding; ATP hydrolysis activity
Source: RefSeq, a predicted model, not a curated record